This is a messenger RNA of Drosophila ficusphila, 1983 nucleotides long. It is a transcript of the gene Rab10, whose product is annotated as ras-related protein Rab-10. Bases 57 to 671 code for a protein of 204 amino acids. Gene Ontology annotation, molecular function: GTP binding; GTPase activity. The transcript is spliced from 4 exons. Gene Ontology annotation, biological process: cellular response to insulin stimulus. The record is from RefSeq and is a predicted model, not a curated record. NCBI's taxonomy places the organism in Eukaryota, Metazoa, Arthropoda, Insecta, Diptera, Drosophilidae. Gene Ontology annotation, cellular component: Golgi apparatus; recycling endosome; insulin-responsive compartment.
UAGUAAUACCAUUUGUCACCUGCGUCCGUGCGUGUGCGUGUGUGUGUGUUCUGGAAAUGGCAAAGAAAACCUACGAUUUGCUCUUCAAACUGUUGCUGAUCGGCGAUUCAGGAGUGGGAAAGACGUGCAUAUUGUUCCGUUUCUCAGAUGACGCCUUCACGUCCACGUUUAUAUCGACCAUCGGCAUCGAUUUCAAAAUCAAAACAGUCGAGCUGCGCGGCAAGAAGAUCAAGCUGCAAAUAUGGGAUACCGCCGGCCAGGAGCGAUUCCACACGAUAACCACCUCGUAUUAUCGGGGCGCCAUGGGCAUAAUGCUCGUCUAUGACAUAACGAACGAGAAGAGUUUCGAGAAUAUAGUAAAAUGGCUACGGAAUAUAGACGAGCACGCUAACGAGGACGUGGAGAAGAUGAUCCUGGGCAACAAGUGCGACAUGACGGACAAGCGGGUGGUCAACAAGGAGCGCGGCGAAGCGAUUGCCCGCGAGCAUGGCAUUCGGUUUAUGGAAACAUCCGCCAAAUCGGACAUAAACAUCGAGCGGGCGUUCUGCGAGCUGGCCGAGGCCAUUCUGGACAAGACGUCGGGCAGGGAGUCGGCGGAGAACCCGGAGCGUGUGAUCAUCGACCGACGGAACAACGAGAAGGCGCCCGGUUACAGCAAGUGCUGCGCGUAAAACGGCGCAAAAAGAAGGCGAACGGGGCGUGGCUUGGCCCGGUUUGUGCUUGGGCAAAAAAGGAUGGAAUUGGUAUUGGAUUAGGAUCGGAUCGAAUUGGAUUGUAAUGCGGAGGUGAAUAGAUGGUGACGGAGAUGCAGAUGGAGAUGGAGUGCGGUGGGGAUCGGUUUCUGAAACUGUUCCGCACAAAAAAAAGGAAAGGAAAGGAAAGGGAAACAAAGCAAUACAACCGGGGUCACUCGCACGGAGGGAACUUACUUAUUACGAGGAUACGCAGAUGGAACAAGCAACAGAAACAACCUACCUAAAGUUUAACACAGAUAUUGUAAUACGAACCAUUUGGAAGCAACUUUACAAAGUCCCGGACGUUGGCAGUCCGUUGGAACACGACCACGUUAGUCGACGCACACACAGCAUUUGAAGGAGGAGCAGGCGGAGUAGGAGGAGCAACCUGUUGGCAUUUCGAGCAGCUAGCUAGCGUGGCCAGUAGAGAAGAUCGGUGGUUCCACGGACUGUCCAGCCACACGAAAAACACGAAACGAAGCGAAACGAUUAAGAUAGCAAAGACGCAGACAUAAGCAACUUUUGUAACGUAACUUUUGAUAUACAUAUAGUCUUACGAUUCCUGUACUCAGACGUUCGCUCAGUUCGUUCGCCAUCACUCGCACUUCCCUGCCGACCAGCCCCCCAAUUCCCCCACUUAGUGUUUUGUUUUGUUUUGCGUUUCAGCCUAGAUAUAAAUAACACCUAUACAUAUUAUACAUCGGAUAGUAUAUAGCAUAUAUACCUAGCUUGCUUUCGCUUUCUUUCUCGAUACUAAGCCAGCGAGCAGUUCAAGAUCGACCGGGUUAGCUAGGGGUCGCGGGGUAGACGCUCUGCAGCCGCUUAGGGUUCAGGGUUCCAUCUGUUCCGACAAUUGUUUUCUGAUUAUUGCCUAUAUAUAUAUAUAUAUAUGUAUAUUUAUAUACCAUAUAUUGCAUCGUUUUUUAUGUGCACUUGCGCCCGAAUAUAUAUAUAUAUAUAGAUGUGUAUGUGCACACUUAGGGGGCGUGUAUAUCUCCAUGUAUGUGUAUGUGUAAGGACGUCGCACGCCAUGUAGCAUCCGCAGAAAGGAGGCGGGUUCCGCCCAGCCCGCCCACUCGACGCACCAUCGUGCCGUGCGCUCGCCUCCUGUCUCCUUGUAAUUUUAUACUACAUUUUUUUUUCGUGUAAACCCAUUAUUUGUAACUGUAUAUGGAUUUAGUUUAGUUGUCUACACCAAAUGAAUUACCGAUUAAAAAAUAUAAUGAACAAACUAAACCAUGUCACAUAA